UUUCAAACGUCCAUCAUAAACGGAGUAAUGAAUACAAGAAACUAAAUGUAUUCCUGAAUUACUUGUUGAGGCAACCAAAGAUUUAACUGUACGGUUGUCUUGUCAACUAGAACAAUUGAGUGGAAGAUUCAAAAUCAAUAAGGAAACACACAAUAACACUAAACGAAUAGAAUAUUGGCAAAAUGAAAAAGUUCACUUUAUCCUACUUAGUCGAGAGUGAUUCCAACAAAAGUGUCAACAGUUUAGCAAAUAUUUCAAAUUCAAAUAUUGAAAUGGAUUUACCGAGAAUUACUGAAUUACUUAUAAUUAUUAAAGAUUUAAAUAAACAGACUACAUUAAAAGUGAUUGGAGAUGCAAUUAUUCUAGAUAUUAAGAAAAAACUUCUAUUCAGUGUUGGUGAUUUAUUAGUUGAUUCACAAAAUAUGGGUUUAUACUUACCUGAUGAACCAAGUCGUAAAGGGAAAUUUUUGGAAGAAGAACGUCUUUUAUCUGAAUACAUUAGUACUAAAACGGAAAUCACUUUAGAGUUUAUCUACAAACGUCGUACAACCCCGCCAUUUCAUAUGUCACCGACAUUAUUAAGUAAACUCUCCAAGAACUUCAUCAAAACAUUUUUCCGUUAUGUAUCUCGUGGGGAAUGUCAAAAGGUAGAGAAAUUGCUGUCGAAGGGAUUUGAUCCAAAUAUACAUUGUCCAAAGACUGGAGAAACUCCACUGACAGUAGCUGUUACACGAUCAAAACCUCACGAAAUGAUAGCAACUUUAAUCUCUGGUGGUGCACAUCGUGAUUUUUAUUCACUAUCUGGUUAUACACCAUUGCAUAAAGCUGUGACUGUUGGCAAUUUCGAAGGAGUCAAGACAUUAUUAGAUUUCGGACAAUCACCAAAUUGCUUAGACAGAUAUGGCUUGACUCCAUUGUAUUAUAACAUACUUUAUGAUCCCGAUACAAAAAUAUGUCAUAGUUUAUUGUAUGAACAUUCAAAACUUGGUAUAACCGAUAAAGAUGGUUUGCAAGAAAUACAUCAGGCUACACGUUUAAAUCGUGUUGAACAAAUAAAUUUAUUGUUAAUGUAUGGAGCUGAUGUGAAUGCACGAUGUAAACGUCCAAAAGAAGCGGUGAAACAUCACUUCAGUCUUGCUGUACGUCCACAGUCGUCAGUUGAUGGUGACACACCGUUACAUGUAGCAGCAAAUCAUAAUCAACGUGCAGCUGUACUACGCCUGUUAUCUUGGGGAGCUGAUCCAACCAUAGUGAAUGCGGAGAAUAUGACACCGAUACAAGUAGCACAGAAUAGUGGAAAUUUAGAAUUAGCUGAAUUAAUCAAAUUAUUUAGAGGCAGAAAAGAAUCUAGUGAUAUAUUUCUUCCAACACCUACAUAUAAUCCUCAUAGACGUGUAAGACAACCUCCACCUAAUUCUUAUAUUACUGAACCGUCGAUUUUGCAAAUUUAUACUCCAACUAAUAUAAAUGAAAACCAACUCAAUGAUCAGCAGUUAAAUAGUUGUAACAAUAAAAAUAACAAUUUUAUACGAGACUCAAAUAAAGAUUCCGGUGGUUUGAAUAACAUAGAAAAAAGUGCCACAUGUACAUGUCCAUAUACGACAUCAUCAUCAUCACCGACUAGACCAAUAAUCAAUUCCAAACCGAUACAACGUGCUGUUUCACUAUGUGAAUUAAUUCAAUCCAAUCCAUUUGAUGUAACUGGUGCAUCAACCACAAAAUGGAAUGAUGCAUGGGAUUUACGUCAAAGCGGAUUCAACAGUCCAUGUUAUGAUAUCAAUGGUGUAUCGAAUCAAAUUUAUUGUGAAAUGCCUAAAUAUGAAAAUGGUAUGAAUUUAGCUGGUACAUUAACUCGACCAGUAAAACUGAAACAAAAGUCUAAAGAUAUGUUCGUAUCGAAAUCUCGAACGGAUGCUUAUACACAGAAUCAUCAUUGUCAACGACAACAACAACAACAACAGCAAACUCAAAAACCGCACUGUCUCACAAUGCCGGUGACUGCAAAUAAAAACGCAUCCAACGAACGAACAGUAUCACGUGGUCAACAGACAGAUAUUUUGUACGAUUUAAUCACUCGCGAAAACAAAGGAUUCCAACGUGAAGGCAGCCAAACAGAUAGUGGUAUAAGUAAUUCAUCCUGUCGACCAAGUUCAUUCGGUUCUUUGAAUAGGAAUAACAGUAGUAAAAAUAACAUUGAUCAUAAUCAAAGUAACAAAUACCAGGAUGAGAUUUUGUCUUCAUACGAAAAUUCCAGUCAAUGGAAUAGAAAAGAUUUAACAAAUUAUCAGUCUAUUCAAUUUUCAAGAGAUUCAUCAAAUGAUGUUAAUAAACAUUCGAUCAAUACACUGAAUCGACAGUCAAAUAAUAUAAAAUCCAGUCAUGUCAAUGUAUGUGAUUCACGACAUUUACGACGAUCAUCUACAUUACAUGAACAUUUAGACUUGAAAUGUACCACAAAUUCAAAAGAUAAUAUACGAACUGUAAUUUUAGAACGAUAUGCCUAUUCAUCGAAUGGUUUAGAUAAAAAUGAACGUUCUUCAUUCGGUUUAUCAAUUCGUACAGUUAAAAAUUCAUCAGUAAUAGCUGAAUUCACACCGACAACAAAUAAGCCAAGUUUACAGACUGUUAAACGUGUUAUACAAGAUAGUCCAGCUGACAAAGCAGGUGUCAAAGUUGGCGAUUUCGUCCUAAAAAUCAAUGGUGUAGAUGUUACAAAGGCAUCUUUAAAUCAAGUGGUUGAUUUAUUGUCCAGUUCAUCUGGUGACAAAGUCUCACUAACAUUACUUUCACCGAAAUGUACAACGCCUUCUGUACCGGUCAAUAAUAAUGCCAACAUUCAUCGUGCUAAUGAGGACAAUGAUGGCGACGGUUGUAUUGAGCAUUAUGUGAUUACGAAAAGAUGCAGUGAUGGCAAUUCGAUAAAUUUAAUCAAUAGAGUAUUAUUACCUACACCAUCUACUAAAUGUAACCAAACAGUGAGAAGUACAAAGCUAGCUAGACAUACAACUAUUUCACCAAUUUCUUCCGAGAGAAGUUCUGACAGAACACAUAAAUCGUCAUUGAACGAGAAUUCUUGUUUAACAGAUGAAGGUAUAUAUUGUCAAUCACUCUGUACUAGUGCAAAUGUAUCUGGACGUAGUUCUUCAAGUAGUCGACUUACUACAAAUUUGAAUUCCACACAACAACCUUAUAUGUCAACUAAUAAUCAAACAUUUGAUGCCCAAACUCAUAGGGUACGAUUUCAAGGAUUGCCACGAUCACAAACAACCACUGCUAUUUCUGAAGUUUGUCAGGAUAAAUUUAAUAGUUCCAUGAUAAAUUCGUUGUACUUUCCUCGUCAUCCAAGAUUUCAACGUGUUGGUUCAAGUGAAUCACACAACUCUUCACAUUCACAAAUUUGUAAACAACAGAAUAAUGAUUUACACAUAGUUGAUGAAAGAUUGCAUAAACAUUUCAGUAGUGAUUAUCCAACGAGUGUGAUGCGUAAAACCGCAUCAAAACAACCACCUUUAGUACGAUCCUAUUUUACACCGGAUCAUCAGAAUUUAUCUAUUCUCACAGGUAAACCGUCACAUCUUAUUAGACGACCGGUAUCAUUGAACCCGGAGACAAGAAAAAAAAGUAUAAGUUAUCUAUCGGAUAACGAGCCAACAACAUCCACCAUGCAAACAACAUCAUCAUCGUCAUCAUCACCAACAAUAACAACAACCACAGGCGCAAUAAAUGCUACAUUCACAAGAACACCAAUGAGAAAUGAAUCAAAAUUAUCCAUUAGAGGAGGUUCUCCGACUAAUUCGGAAUUUUUACUACCACCACCUGCUGAAUUUUCCACUUAACUUGAUUCGAUUUUUCUUCUUUAUUAGUUUUUUUUUUAGCACUACGUUUCAAAAUUUGUCCAAAUAUAUAUUUACACACUUCACGUAUAGGCCACAUAUCAACAUGAUAUUUUAUGUAAGUGAUCAGUACUAUUGUUGUUGUUGUUGUUGUUGUAACUGUCACUAUUGUCAUCGCUGUCAUCUUUACAAAUAAUAAUAUCCAUUAAAGAAUUUUUGUACAGCUGUGAUAAAAUUUGAGUUUCCUAUAAUUUCUUACAAUAAUUUUCAUUAUUAGAUACCAAUUAGUUGAUUGUCUGUCAGCUUUGCGAAGAAUUGACUGACGUCCAGAUCUUUCUUACAUUUUACACAAAUAGAACAUAGCAGAAAUAUCAAAUACACGAGUUAUUAGAAGUAGAGGUGUUAAGAGAAAACUACUACUACUACUAAAUCUUUCCCCAAAACACAAUCAUUUCUUUUCUCUCUUAUCGACCAUUGAUUGACAAUGAAAAUUAUUUAUUAUCUUUUACUUUCUUCAAAUUUCACCACCUGCUUGCUUAUUUAGAUCAGAUAUAUAUAGAGUAGUAAUUAUCACUUGUGAUAGAUAAACUAAUGCAAACAUGUGUAUAUUAUUUAUGCAUAUAAUAUCAUUCACAUUUGCGAAACUAUGCUUAACUCAUUCAAUAUUUGAGUUGCAUUAUAUUACCACAUUGUCAGUCACAAUGUUAUCUCUUUCAUUUCUAUGUUCCGUUAUUUUCAUUCACUCUGUUGGCCAUUUCUGUCAUUCUCUCGAUUCAACUGUCUAUUAUUUUUCUUUCCUUGUUUUUAGCACAUUAUCUCUGUGUAACUCUGAUGUAGCACUUUUCAAAAUGCGUUUAAAUCAGUAUGUGUUUGUUUGCCCCAGCUAGAUGAAACUGUUUGUUGCCUGUUGUCAACUGUUUCCUGUACGAUUUAGUCCGAUUUUUUUCUACUUGUAUAAAGCCACAUUUUUUUAGUAACAAGUAAUGUGUAUUAUUUUUUUUUUUCUUUCGUCGAGAAUCACUGCCUUUUUUUCUCUUUUAAAGUGUUGUUUUUUUUCUUUUUCUUUUUACAAUCUAUUCCGCUGUUUAAUUGCAAAAUUAAAAUAUACUGCUUAUGGUAAAUACCAUCAUCACAUUGAAAGAAAGAGUAAUUCUUUGCUGAUAGUGCACAAAACAAUACGAAGCGAUCAUUUUUAAAAGUAAAUUGUUUGCUUACAAACAACAAUGUUUACAAUGUUUAAUGAAUGAGUCAUUCAGCUAUGUUGUUUUUUUUUUUUAAAAA
Messenger RNA from Schistosoma turkestanicum, 5114 nucleotides. Lineage: Eukaryota; Metazoa; Platyhelminthes; Trematoda; Strigeidida; Schistosomatidae. The record is from the annotation of a GenBank genome assembly.